Molecule: messenger RNA, 813 nt
Organism: Aspergillus piperis CBS 112811
Lineage: Eukaryota; Fungi; Ascomycota; Eurotiomycetes; Eurotiales; Aspergillaceae
Exons: 2
Coding region: 103-549 (148 amino acids)
Source: RefSeq, a predicted model, not a curated record
UUUGUCUCCCUGCCGUUUCCCAAGUAUGUAUUUUUGACGUUAACGUUUCCAGGCCAAAUGGAGGGUCAUUCGACGUUAUAAAGGCCAGCGUCCCACUGGAGGAUGGUCACUACCCACUUUUUUUCUUAUCCAGAAGUGGCCAGGGGUGGGUCGAUUGUGGAUGUUAAGCUCCCUAAGAUACGUGCCCCCCUUAAAGUACUAGUCGGAACAUCGGCCCCAAAGAGGCGUUACUCUCUGCUGCGGCCCGGUGGCUCGGGAGUCAAACACCCAAAGGGAAAUUACGUCACUCGCCAUUCCCCUGCCCGGGAAGCCGUAAGGCAAGUGACGAUACUGGGGUUUCAUGACCACUUCUGCCCGCGGCGAUUUUGUUGCUUGGUGUCUCAGACCAUUUCGAGCAAACACCACCAUCAUCUCCCCUAUGAUUCAGUCCUACCAUCAUCGCACCAUGGCAGUGGAUAUCGAAUGCAGACGGUCACCCCUCCCCGUGUAUCCUGGAGUCAUUUCUCGCCCUGCUCGAUCAAUACACUGGAAGCCACGUUAUACCCAUAACUCUGACCCCUUCAUGGACUUUUGCAAAAUUUUCCUUUUCUUUUUCUUUUUACCUGCGUAGAAUGCGGGGAGUGGAGGGUCGGUUCCCCUCACAAUCUCAGCAUUAAUCAGGUUGCAUAUUACUGCGUUUACUGCUUUACAUAACCACCCCCCACGUCAGUGAUCUUCGGAUCUGCGUGGCGGCUUCAUAUUCAUGACCAUUUGCAACUCUGGGAGCAUGACGACAUGUGGCAUCCCUCCUCUGGACCGAUCAUUGCCAUUGGC